Messenger RNA from Anastrepha obliqua, 4012 nucleotides. It is a transcript of the gene GluClalpha, whose product is annotated as glutamate-gated chloride channel. The transcript has 14 exons. Gene Ontology annotation, cellular component: neuron projection; membrane; synapse. The record is from RefSeq and is a predicted model, not a curated record. Bases 1317 to 2678 code for a protein of 453 amino acids. Gene Ontology annotation, biological process: signal transduction; chemical synaptic transmission; nervous system process. Lineage: Eukaryota; Metazoa; Arthropoda; Insecta; Diptera; Tephritidae. Gene Ontology annotation, molecular function: extracellular ligand-gated monoatomic ion channel activity; transmembrane signaling receptor activity; chloride channel activity.
CGGAUGCUUAACGGUAAAAAGCGUAAACGCGUCAUAGUGAAAAGUUGCAAGCAAAAAAGAAAAAAAAAAUAACAAGAAAAGAAAAUCUAUUGAACAUUUGCAAGCAGCUAACAAAAGAAACGAAAAGCAAAAGUAUAAGAAAAAAUUAGGAAUAUUAAGUGUUAAAAAUUAUCAAAUAUUGCUAUGUGAAAAAAGUUGCUUUAUGCAGUGCAAAAUGCUAAAAUGAGCUAAAGUACAUCAACGCGAAGGAAAAUAAUUUUCAUACGCACACACUCACAAUUUCACACACAUAUCAAUAUAAAUUUGCAAAUUGCGAGUGUACGGAAAAAAGCAGGAAAAAGGCGUUUCUAUACCAGCGACGGCAAAAGAAGUAGUUGAAUAAAGACACACAAAAAAAAAAAAGAAGCCAGCUAACAAAAAGUGAACGUAAAAAAUCAGCAAAUAAAGUACCCAGUGAAAAAAGGGCAGCUACCAAUAUUUUACUUGACUACCAUACAUACACGCGCACAAGUCAACUCACGUACAUACACACAAGCUUACAAAUGCGCACAAACGCCUAAAAACGUCUGUGAAUAUACGCAAAAACAAAAAAAAAAACACAAAAUAAAAAAACCUACUUCAAAAAGUGAGCACCGCCAGCCUUUGAGCCAAGAAUAGCAGCACAGAAUUAGAAAAUCGUGUUUUUUAUGAAUAUCACGAAAAGGCAUCAAUCGAGCAAUGCACAAAUGACGCAAAUAAAUAUCUCGAAAUUCUCAACUAAACAAAAAUCAACAGCCAAACAAAUUUAAUGAACUGUCCAAAGCCUGGCAAAGUGAAAAUUAGACAAGCACAAAGCAUUUAAUUACCAUUGAGAUAAAAUAAAAAACAAAAUAAUAAAAGAGAUAAUAACAAAAAUCAACAAGAAUUGCAAAAGAAAGCCAUUCAGCCAAAGUCUUCGCCGAAAUUUAUUGAGACAUUUGCGAUAUUCAGAUUAUAUUCUAAUAAUGACUAAAAUCGAAACGAACAAACAACGUCAAUAAUUCUAAUUGACAACCGGAAUCGACAGAAAGCAACAAAAUAUUUCUACUAAUUCAAUACAAAAGCAAAGUCGGCUCGAAAGGCAAUAUGCAAGUAUAAAGGGAGAAAGUGAGCGAGCGAGAGAGCGAGAAAUUGUAUAGUAACUGAAAGAUAUCUGCAGCGUCGAAAGCUUUUAAUUAAGCCACGGAACUCAUAAAGAACACCCACAUUAGCUGAUAAAAAAGGAGAGAAAACCACGUCUACGCAUCUACAAACAUCCACACGCACACAGAAACAAUAAUCGCCAGAUCGUUCAAAUCAUGGGCACCGGUCAUUACUUUUGGGUGAUAUUUUACUUUGCCAGUUUAUGUAGCGCAUCACUAGCUAAUAAUGCCAAAAUAAAUUUCCGAGAAAAGGAGAAAAAAGUCUUAGACCAAAUUUUAGGUGCAGGAAAAUAUGAUGCCAGAAUACGUCCAUCCGGAAUUAACGGCACGGAUGGCCCCGCUAUAGUCAGAAUCAAUCUUUUCGUACGAAGUAUAAUGACGAUUAGUGACAUAAAAAUGGAAUACAGCGUGCAGUUGACCUUCCGCGAGCAGUGGACAGACGAGCGGCUGAAAUUCGAUGACAUACAAGGUCGUCUGAAGUAUCUAACGUUGACUGAAGCGAAUCGUGUGUGGAUGCCCGAUUUGUUCUUCUCAAACGAAAAAGAGGGCCAUUUCCAUAAUAUAAUCAUGCCUAACGUUUACAUUCGCAUAUUUCCCAAUGGCUCCGUGUUAUAUAGUAUUCGUAUCUCAUUGACUCUGGCAUGUCCCAUGAACCUGAAAUUGUAUCCAUUGGAUCGACAAAUAUGCUCGCUGCGCAUGGCUAGUUAUGGCUGGACAACAAACGAUCUGGUCUUCCUGUGGAAGGAGGGUGAUCCCGUGCAAGUGGUUAAAAACUUACACCUACCUCGCUUUACACUUGAAAAAUUCUUGACUGAUUACUGUAACAGUAAAACCAAUACGGGUGAAUACAGUUGCCUCAAAGUCGAUCUACUAUUCAAGCGAGAAUUCUCAUAUUACUUAAUCCAAAUUUAUAUCCCAUGCUGUAUGUUGGUCAUUGUCUCAUGGGUGUCAUUCUGGCUUGAUCAAGGCGCCGUACCAGCACGUGUGUCAUUGGGUGUCACCACCCUGCUCACCAUGGCAACACAAACGUCUGGCAUAAAUGCCUCACUGCCGCCAGUCUCCUACACAAAGGCGAUCGACGUUUGGACUGGCGUCUGUUUGACAUUCGUCUUUGGAGCGUUGCUCGAAUUCGCGCUGGUGAACUAUGCCUCCCGUUCAGACAUGCAUAAGGAGAAUAUGAAAAAGAAACGUCGCGAUUUGGAGCAGGCCAGCUUAGAUGCUGCUUCAGAUCUGCUCGACACAGACAGUAAUGCAACAUUCGCAAUGAAGCCGCUAGUGCGUCAUCCCGGCGAUCCGAUGGCCCUGGAGAAGUUGCGUCAGUGCGAGGUGCAUAUGCAGGCGCCCAAACGUCCAAACUGCUGUAAGACAUGGCUGUCAAAGUUUCCUACAAGACAAUGUUCUAGAUCGAAGAGGAUCGAUGUUAUAUCACGAAUAACGUUCCCGCUAGUAUUUGCGUUAUUCAAUCUGGUCUACUGGAGCACUUAUCUCUUCAGGGAAGAAGAGGAUGAGACCUUCUAAAGGCGAUCUGAUUGUGAUGUUGAAAUCUAUGAAAACACAGUGCAGAAAACUAGGAAUAAGCAGCUAUGUAGAAUCCAAAAAUCAAAAGCAAAAAGAAAACAAUAAAGAAAAAAUAAAAAUAAAUAAAAUAAAAAGCAUUACGCGCGAAAAUCAAAUUUUAAAGAGGCAAACAAUUGCAUACAAAUAAACACAAACGUCGAAAAAGGUGCGUUAAAAUCGGUAACAGCGAGAACGUUAGCUACAACAAUAAUACAAUUAGUAAAGUAACUUAAAAUAAGUAAGAAAAAGAAAAAAAAUUAACUAAAAAAAUCAAUUAAAUAAAAAAAAAUAGAUAAUUAAAUUAAUUAUUAAAAUAGGUUAUAUGUUAUGAGUGUGCGAAUGAGGCAAACAGUUAGAAAAUUCAUAGCAAGAAAAGUUUAAAAACAUGAAGUCACACACACCAACAUGCCAUGUCAUGUACACACAAACUAGCGGUUAAUACAUGCAGACAGAGGUUUAUGAUUUUUAUAAUACAAUAAAUGUCAUCAUUUGUAGGCUAAAUCAAUGUUUGUACUAUGCAUACAUACAUAUUUACGCUUAAGAUUAACACUUUUAAGUCGCAAUAAAUUCACAGUUAUUAUUGAUUGUUACGCAUAAGAAAAACAGAUGUAUGAAAAUUACAAAAAAAAAAAAAAAACAAAAUGCACACAAAUUAAAAGCUCAAAAUUGUUAAUUCGAAAUUUUAUAAUUUUAUUGAAAUUAAAGUCAAACACAUUUUAAGUGAAUGCGGAAUGCUGAAUUUAUUAUAUCUUAGACUGUUUCACAAAAACGAGGUCGAAAUGUAGCAAUCGCUUUUGAACAAUUACUGAGAGAAUUGCAAUUUGAGAACAUUUCGGCACCAGAAAAUAUUUCACGUUUUCUGACUUUUUAUAAUUUUUUUAUAACUUAUUUACUUGAAAAGUACUAAUCUGAUAAAAUUAAAGAAAAAAUAGAAUUUAUUUUAAUGAAAUCUCGUAUAAACUAUCUGAUGCGGUUUUCCGUAAAACGUGCAUAACAUUCGAUUUUGAGAUGAUAGUAGAUUAUUUCGAAUAUAUAAAAUAGCUGUGUUAAUACCUUUUUAACGAUAUUUGUUGAAAUGAGAAAUUUUUAAUUACGAAUAACCGCAACUGAGGUGCCGAGCGAAUUUUGUAGACUUUCCAAAAAUACAAUUUACUCUCUCAGCAAGUGCUCAAAUCGAUCUCAAAUUUUUGUCCUACUUUUUGCUGCGGUCCAAUAUAUACAGUUGCCGACAAAACUCUCCGUACGGCCCCUUUUUUCUUAAUUUCUCCCGAUCUAAAGCAUUUAAAAGAAAUGUA